Messenger RNA from Annulohypoxylon truncatum, 1198 nucleotides. RefSeq lists its product as uncharacterized. The coding region runs from base 214 to 1131 and encodes 305 amino acids. Gene Ontology annotation, biological process: mycotoxin biosynthetic process. The record is from RefSeq and is a predicted model, not a curated record. NCBI's taxonomy places the organism in Eukaryota, Fungi, Ascomycota, Sordariomycetes, Xylariales, Hypoxylaceae. The transcript is spliced from 6 exons.
AGAAGAAAUCCAAUUGGUUAUCCGAGUGGUGAUAUUAAGUCAGAGGCUAAGGGGGUUAGGUACAGCAGAGCACUUGUCAAAAAGGUCUAGGGUCGGUCCUUGACUAUUGUAUCCUCCUGUAUUUCUAUCAGCCCCUCUUCUUGCAUUCUUCUCCCUCUCUCAUACAUUCUCAAUUUCGAGGUCUAUAACCCGAAAACUUGAAGUUCAGUCAUAAUGUUAUCUUUAAUUGAGUUCAUCAAAGGGUCUAUCCGCCGACCACAGACAUAUUCAGCAGUAUCGUCUGACAACUUGGAGAAAUCAUCAAGGAUUUCUGAUGAUCAAACUCAAGACGGCCAGGAAGAUGCUCUUAUGGGAGAUGAGGCGCACUACCCUCUCUACCACCCACGUCGACGGUUUAGUAUCGUCACGGUUAUCACCGCAACGUGUGUUCUGAUUCUCACUGCCGUGGGCGCUUUCCUGUUCGGAAAAGCCUGGCAACCUCAUAUAGAUGAGAAAUGCAUGAGGCAUAGCUCGACCUACUCAACUAUUAUGGAGGAAAUCCCAAACCAGCUUCACGAGGUAAAGUUCAAUGGCACACUUGGAAAGAACUCAGAGUUCUCUGGGCAUUGGGGCGACCCGAAUGAAGACAUGGACCGCAACUGGAAUAAAUGGGGGUUCGUCAAAUAUGCCAGCUUCUCUCGCGAUGAGUUCGCAGCAAUGGGAAUGGACCUGGAAGGUUCUGCAAAAUUCACUGAGGAAUAUGGAGGAGGGUAUAUCGGGUUUCUCGAGAUUAGUCACCAGAUGCACUGCCUGAAUGUGAUUCGACAAGCGUACCAUAGAGAGUACUAUGAAAGACCAGAAAAUAAGAUCUGGGCAGAUUGGUUGAACGAUAACCCUGUCACCAUCAAAGUGCACAUCAACCACUGCUUUGAGAUGUUUAGACAGCUCAUCAUGUGCAAUGGCGACGUAGGAGUUAUUCCCCAUCACUGGGUCAAGGACAUCCAGGAUCCCUAUGCCAACUUCAACACGAUGCAUAAAUGCCGUGAUUUGGAUAGCAUAGGAAAUUGGAUUGAGGAGCACGAAGUGCCACAACCACCGGAAACUGGCUACCCCAUGCCUAAAGAUUCCAAGGUAUGGCCGAGGCCCCCGUAAGGGGCAACCGAACUUGGUCCGUCGGAGCUUGAGGAUACAAUUUAUCUAGGAUGUUGAGAUGUAGCCG